This is a messenger RNA of Oncorhynchus mykiss (rainbow trout), 3537 nucleotides long. RefSeq names its product protein tyrosine phosphatase domain-containing protein 1. Gene Ontology annotation, molecular function: protein tyrosine phosphatase activity. NCBI's taxonomy places the organism in Eukaryota, Metazoa, Chordata, Actinopteri, Salmoniformes, Salmonidae. Gene Ontology annotation, biological process: protein dephosphorylation; cilium assembly. The record is from RefSeq and is a predicted model, not a curated record.
UUUCCCUUCCCAAUUACCAAUUACCAUUCAUUGUUUCAGAAUGGCCUGAGAUGCGUCAGUGUCUAUCUUUCCCUUCUUAGACGGAUCCAUAAUCAGCUUUCAAGUACCUCAGGUAAGCAAAUCAUGAUCGAACUUGACACUGCUUCCUAUUUCAUUCAGGUCCUGCCCCUUACUUGAAUAGGAUCGACUCAAUCUUCUCUACAGUGUCUGAACCUUGAUAUCACAGUCAAUGACAGUUGCUUCACUUUGGUUGUUAAUUCCAUCAACAAACAAAUGUACCAUAGGAUUUUCUUUGUGUGUAGGAUUGAUAUACAGUGCAGCAUAGCACCCUGAAUGACUCAAUGAGAUUACAGGUCAUAUUUUGGUGUAAACAUACUAUACAUUGGAUGUAUUGAUAUCUGAUCACAUGAUAUCUCUGGAUGAUUGAUCCGAAGACCGUAAUGAAAUGACUAACAAGUGUUAUCUCAGUGUGGUUAUGAACUGAAGGAAGUUCAAAUCUACAUGGUCAGAGAUGACGGGUCAUUUUUGCUCUAUUGGGAGGUGGAGUGGCCACUGCGGCUUUUGCCUGUUGAACCUAUUUGUACAGUAAUGAGAUUAGUGGGUUAAUCCAGGAGUCAGGAAUAGACCUACUGCUCUUCCUCCUGAGGGAGGUACAGUACAUGACUAAGGAGGAGAGAAGAGGAGCGUCCAGGGAGGUGUCUUAACGUCCAGAGCCAUGCCACGGUUCAACCUACACCUCUGAUGGUCCUCCUUUCUCUGACUCCUUUCUCUGCUGUAUUUCCAUGGAUCAAAAUACCUGUUCCUGGUGAGAUACAUGGCACUGCCAGUCCAGAGAUGAGCAUAACCAAUGCAGUAGAUGGUGUCGUUGCCAAACCCUACUUUCCAGAGAUAAUCCAGGCUGAUUAACUGAAGACCCGUGGUGGUGCAGGAAGACUAAAGCUUAGAUUUACAGCAUCUGAGCAGACUGCUGUCUGUGGUCCAACGUGAGCAUGUGGAGUCGUUUUAGGUUGAUGUCUGAAGAUGCUGACGAUCACUAGCUCCACAUCCUUGUUGCUACAGGUGUAAGUGCUGAGGAUACUUUAUUUUACUAUUUUGAGGUUGCUGUUACUUUGUUCAUGUGAUUAGGUUUUUAUCUUAGUGUGUGUGUGUGUGUGUGUGUGUGUGUUGUUUGUUUGUGUGUGUGUGUGUGUGCGCAUGCCAAGGCACUGCCAUGGCAGUGGAUGUCUGCCUGGGUAUUCCGUCCUCUAGUACUCCACCCUCAGACAAGCAGUGGAGUCCCCUACCGCUACAUGGAGUCAGUCAGGACCCCCCGGGCGAAUUACACGUUGGUCGGGGAGGUGAUACGUCAUGUCAUACCUGGAGCCACACAGUGCUCCAUAGGGUGUGGAGGUCUGAACUGCAAGUAUGAGGACCCUGACCACUGGAGCGAGGACAAGCAAGCCAUCAAAGGCCUCUAUUCCUCCUGGGUCACAGAGAACCUACUUGCCAUGGCCAGGCCCUCUACUGUAUUAAUAGAAAAGUACAACAUCAUUGACCAAUUUAAAAGAUGUGGCCUAAAGACGGUGAUAAAUCUGCAGAGACCAGGGGAACACGCCAGCUGUGGUCCCAACACACUGGAACCAGAGAGUGGAUUCUCCUACCGACCUGAGGUGUUCAUGGAGAAUGACAUAUAUUUCUAUAACUUUGGAUGGAAUGACUACGGGGUGGCCUCCCUCACAUCCAUCCUGGACAUGGUGAAAGUCAUGUCCUUUGCGAUGCAGGAGGGGAAAAUGUCUGUCCACUGUCAUGCUGGUCUGGGAAGAACAGGUGUGUUGUUAGCGUGUUACCUGGUCUUCGCCACGAGGAUGACCGCUGACCAGGCUAUCGUGUUUGUACGUUCUAAACGUCCCAACUCCAUCCAGACCAGAGGUCAGCUGUAUUGCGUGCGGGAGUUUGCCCAGUUCCUGGUCCCCAUCAGGAGUAUUUUCUCCUGCGCUGAGCCCAGUACUAACCCAGUCACCCUGUCCCAGUUCCUGACCCGCCAGAGACACAUGCUGCACGGCUAUGAGCGACGGGAGCUCAGGCACCUGCCCAAGAUCAUCCAUGUGAUCUGCAAGCUGCUGCUGGACAUCGCUGAGCACCGUCAGGUAAUUGAGGAGGACAUGCUGGACGUCCAUGACAUGACCGCCGAGGAGGAGGUUGAGUUUGAGCGCUACUACGACUUUGGCUUCACCAAGGGUAGCUUCGGCGGAGGCAGCAUGGGGGACCGGCCCCGCUUACCGGGACCCCCAACCAAACACCGACACGCCAACGAACCGGCCCUCUUCUACCACCGCAAGAGCCUGAGCUACAGCGAGUCGGACGUACAGAGGCUAGGCUCUGAACUCCACCUGCUGACCCAACCUCUCUCCAACUUUCUAUCCGCUAGCAACUUGCCUGUGGCCUGUUCUCCCUCCCUGAACUCCCUGCAUAGAACCCUGGCCACGGUCAGCCCUGUCACCACCACGUACAGCUCCCAAAAUGGAUUCUUUCCCCAUGGGUCCCUCUGGGAGCAAAAGAGCCUGGCGGAGGGAUCCCCACUCCUGAAGAAGAGGCAGAAAGCCUGCCAGAGCAGCGAGUCUGAGUGCCACCCUAAGCAGAAAACGUUUGGCAGCAUGUUGUUUAGUUGGAGGAAGAAGCAGAGGGAGAAGUUAGUGAAUAAUGGGAAUGUGUCCCAGGUGUUUCAGAUAGAGGAGUCAGAGGUGCCCUUCAUCACCAUCCAGACAGAGCUGUCCAAGGAGGCCAGGCGGGUGCUGGUGGCCCAGGCCCUGGCGGUGGAUCUGGAGCUGGAUGGAGAGGACGAACACUUGGAGAGACUCCACGCCUGGCAGUCUGGGUUAAACAUGGGAGGGGCGUGGGAGAGGCUGUGUACAUUGGAGAAGGACCCAUUUGUGCUCUCUGGGCUGAUGUGGACCUGGCUGGAGCAGCUGAAGGAGCCAGUCAUCUCCGUCAGAGAUGUACAGAAACUGGACCUUAACGACAGUGACCCUGCAAACCCAGAGGCUGUCUUCAAACCACUGGACCAGGCUCCCAGGGAGAUGUUGAUGUGCAUUCUGGACUGUAUGGCUCAUGUUCUCACAAUACCAGAAGAGGUGGAGGCUGCUUUCCUGGAGCGCACCAUCAAGGCUUUCACCAAGAUGGGAAAAUGCUCAGCGGUGUAUCCGGCCAUGACAGAGAUCCUCAGGCUGGUCCUACAUGACAUGAGGUUUAUAGCCAUAGAGGAGGAUGAGGUACCAUUUAUGCCUCCCGGCCCUAUUAUGCUGACUCCAUAGCCCUGCUGGAUUCUGUUCCAGACUGUCCCUAUGUAGAGACUUGUUAUAUAUUAAACAGCCAUAUACAGUGGCAAGAAAAAGUAUGUGAACCCUUUGGAAUUACCUGGACUUCUGCAUCAAUUGGUUAUACAUUUUUAUCUGAUCUUCAUCUAGGUCACAACAAUAGACAAACACAUUCUGCUUAAACUAAUAACACACAAACAAUUAUACUUUUUCAUGUCUUUAUUGAACACCGUGUAAACAUUCG